AUGCACCUGCCAGUAGACUUCUACGAACUCAACAUCCCCCACCCCACGCCUCCCCCCUGCCGCUCCUGUCAAACUGCGUCAUCCCCUGCGAGCAGUCAGCACACCGUCCUCCCUGCUGCUGGCACUGCUGCGCGUGGAAUAAAGGACGAGGUGGUGGUGCAGCGGUGCGUGGUGGGCGAGUAUCAGUGGCUGCUGCAGGCGCUGCCGAGCACGGUGCAGCAGGACAAGGUGCUGCUCACACAGGGGGCGGGGCGAGUGGGCUCAGGGACAAUGGAGGGCGGAGGAGUGCAAGGGAAGGAGCGUGCGACUGGAGCUGGUCGUGAUGGCGGUGGUUGGAUGGGGCUGGACGGAGGAUACAGAAGGCGGAUUGUGGUGCGCCUGGGGAAGGGAGGAGGACAGCAGUAG
Messenger RNA from Closterium sp. Naga37s-1, 405 nucleotides. The record is from the annotation of a GenBank genome assembly. NCBI's taxonomy places the organism in Eukaryota, Viridiplantae, Streptophyta, Zygnematophyceae, Desmidiales, Closteriaceae.